ACCAACCCACCCACCACCCCAACCCUUGCUCCUGCUGCUGCUGCUCCCGCUGCCGCGCUGUUCGCUGCCAGUAAAAAAACACCGCACACCGCGCCAGACCACCGCCGCCCACUUCCCCGACCGCCUCCGCUCUGCUGCUGCCCACGCGAGCUCCGACCACCGACCCUCAGCCGACCCUCAGCCUCGCCGCGCGCGGGAGCCCCGCCAAACCGAGCACCGUCGUCGCCGUCCUCUCCUCCGCUGGUGAGAUCUCGCGGCUAUUCCCCGGCCUCGCCUCCUCCGAACUACGCGUCUCUCGCGGGGCCCUCACUAACGCCCUCGUGCUGCCGCGCCGCUAGAUCUGCGGAUGGGGUGAGCCAGCGGAUCGGUCUUCCAGCGGCUGAAUUCUGCCCCGGCGCUCGGCGGCCAGCAUGGCGAAUUCCGGCGCCCCGGGCGGCCCAGGGAGUUCUGGCGACGCGUUGUACAGGGAGCUAUGGCAUGCUUGUGCCGGGCCGUUGGUCACCGUGCCUCGCCAAGGCGAGCGGGUCUACUACUUUCCUCAGGGUCAUAUGGAACAGCUCGAGGCGUCUACAGAUCAACAGCUUGACCAGCACAUGCCUCUGUUUAAUCUGCCAUCUAAGAUCCUGUGCAAGGUGGUCAAUGUAGAACUUAGGGCUGAAACUGAUUCGGAUGAAGUUUAUGCUCAGAUUAUGCUGCAACCAGAGGCCGAUCAAACUGAACCCACCAGCGCUGAUCCUGAGCCACAUGAACCUGAAAAGUGCAAUGCCCAUUCUUUCUGCAAGACUUUGACUGCUUCAGAUACAAGCACUCAUGGUGGAUUCUCGGUUCUUAGGAGGCAUGCUGAAGAAUGUUUGCCCCCACUGGAUAUGGCUCAGAAUCCGCCAUGGCAAGAACUGGUGGCGAAAGAUCUCCAUGCAAAUGAAUGGCAUUUCCGUCACAUCUUCCGAGGACAACCUCGAAGGCAUCUGCUUACAACUGGCUGGAGUGUGUUUGUUAGCUCGAAAAGAUUGGUCGCUGGUGACGCAUUUAUCUUUUUGAGAGGUGAGAAUGGGGAUCUACGAGUCGGUGUAAGGAGGCUGAUGCGGCAACUAAACAACAUGCCAUCGUCAGUAAUAUCAAGCCACAGCAUGCACCUUGGAGUCCUGGCAACUGCGUCCCAUGCCAUCUCCACCGGAACACUCUUUUCCGUUUUUUACAAACCCAGAACAAGUCGAUCUGAGUUCGUCGUCAGUGUCAACAAGUACCUUGAAGCUAAGAAUAACAAGAUGUCUGUCGGAAUGAGAUUUAAGAUGAGAUUUGAGGGUGAUGAAGCUCCUGAAAGAAGGUUCAGUGGGACAAUUGUUGGUCUGGGGAGCAUGUCAACAUCUCCAUGGGCAGAUUCUGACUGGAGAUCACUGAAGGUCCAAUGGGAUGAGCCUUCUGCUAUUCCCCGUCCAGAUAGAGUUUCACCAUGGGAACUGGAACCACUUGUUGCAACCAAUCUACAGCCACCUCAGCCUCCUGCAAGAAAUAAGCGUGCACGACCUCCUGCUUCACAUUCAAUUGCUCCAGAACAACCUCCAGCUUUUGGUUUGUGGAAAUCCCCGUCUGAGUCUGCACAAACAUUCUCAUUUUCUGGACUACAGCGUACUCAAGAAUUAUAUCCGUCAAGCCCAAAUUCAAUCUUCUCGUCGUCACUGAAUGUUGGAUUCAAUACGAAGAAUGAGCCGUCCAAUCUAACUAAUAGUCAUUUUUAUUGGCCAAUGCGGGACACAAGAGUCGACUCCUUCUAUGCUAGCAUCAACAAAGUUCCAUCUGCAAGGAAGCAAGAACCUACUACUGCUGGCUGUAGAUUAUUUGGAAUUGAGAUAAGCUCUGCUGUGGAAGCAACAUCACCAGUGGUAGCUGUUUCUGGUGUUUGUCAAGAACAACCAGCUGCAUCAGUAGACGUCGAGUCCGAUCAGCUCUCACAACCAUCCCAUGUCAACAAAUCCGAUGCUCCAGCAGCAAGCAGUGACCAUUCACCUUAUGAGACUCAGAGCAGGCAAGUGAGGAGCUGCACGAAGGUAAUUAUGGAAGGAAUGGCAGUUGGAAGGGCAGUGGACUUGACAAGGCUACGUGGAUAUGACGAUCUUCACCACAAACUAGAAGAGAUGUUUGAUAUCCACGGAGAGCUCUCUGCCAGCCUCAAGAAAUGGAAGCUUGUUUACACAGAUGAUGAAGAUGAUAUGAUGCUAGUUGGGGACGACCCUUGGAAUGAGUUUUGCAGCAUGGUAAAAAGGGUAUACAUUUACUCCUAUGAGGAGGCCAAGCAUCUGACUCCCAAGGUUAAGCUGCCGGUCAUUGGUGACACCAUCAAGCCAAGCCCGAGCAAACCAUCGUCCGAAUCUGACUUGCCGCAAAGUGACUUCGAGAACAAUCCCAAAGUUGCCGAUAACAAGGACUGCUGAAUGCUAACACAGCCCUAUCUUUUUCCUCUCUUGUUUUCGGAUGUCGCUCAUGGGGGGCCAAUGCCCAUGAUCCUUGAGACUGUUAAGAGUUAUUGGUUGGUUGCUUCGUGGACCCAGAAGACGUCAUCCACAUCUACCUUGGUUUGUGGAUCAUGCCCGUUGCUGGAUCAGUGAGGUCCCUUGCCAGCCAGGAUUGGCUGGGAAUCAGCACUGCAGCCAUUCCAUGUGACAUCUUCCAUCCAUGUUUUCCUUUGCUGCACAUUCGGUACUAGCCCAUGUCAUUCGUGUCCAGUACUCGUUUUGGUUGGGUGAAGAGGACUGGUAAAAAGAUCUGCGAGGCCCAGUAAAUAGGAGUAUUUACCAUGAUUGUCAAGUAGUAGUACAUAUCGGCAUCAUCAUGUUCCUUAACGUGCAAAGUGUUGUGUUUAUUCCAGCAGCAACAUCCUCUUCUUUAUUCCUUGUCCGGUGUGCUGCCGUGCUUGGGUUGGGUGAGUGGUGGUUGGUGUUGUGCUUUUGGAAGCUCGAACAUAUCGCUGUUAGUGCUUUGUGCUUUCUUGCUGCUGUCCUUCGUGUUAUUGACUCUGUAUUUGUAUAUAUAUGACUGAACCAGACUAAUGCCUUGCUUUGGCUGAUGCUCUUUCUCA
Lolium perenne is the source of this 3073-nucleotide messenger RNA. Its product is annotated as auxin response factor 7. NCBI's taxonomy places the organism in Eukaryota, Viridiplantae, Streptophyta, Magnoliopsida, Poales, Poaceae. The record is from RefSeq and is a predicted model, not a curated record. Gene Ontology annotation, biological process: regulation of DNA-templated transcription; response to hormone. Gene Ontology annotation, cellular component: nucleus. Gene Ontology annotation, molecular function: DNA binding.